This is a messenger RNA of Drosophila serrata, 2473 nucleotides long. Its product is annotated as dynein regulatory complex protein 1 homolog. Gene Ontology annotation, biological process: axonemal dynein complex assembly; cilium-dependent cell motility; regulation of cilium movement. Lineage: Eukaryota; Metazoa; Arthropoda; Insecta; Diptera; Drosophilidae. The record is from RefSeq and is a predicted model, not a curated record. Gene Ontology annotation, cellular component: axonemal dynein complex; axoneme.
GCAAUCAAAGCAACCUGUGAUCCUUCAAUCAAACACAAAUUAAGUCUACUCCUCAACCGAUUCACCAACUCAUCGCAGCAUUUGUUGAUCCUGCAUUUAUAUUCCUACAAAAAUAUCUAUCAACUCCCAACAUGGAUGACAACGAGGACGACGACGAGCAUCCUGAGGGCGGACUCCUCACCGAUGGCAGCCUUGAGGAGGAGGAGGAUGAUUUCGCAGAUCUGGAGCCCAUUGGACCAGUCGAAAGCUGGGAGUCCUUCGAUGAGCGUGUCGAGGGUUUAAUCUACAACGAGCAUUGUGACAAGACUGUGCGAAGACUGGAUGAUCGCAGUCUGGAUAUUAUCACCCAAGUGCGUCAGCAGUUCCGAGAAGCACCCAAGGGAGUGGCGGAGAGAUGCAAAGCCCAGAAGUCACCCAUUGACCAGCAGUUGGAGAUGUCCAGUGAGAGAUUGGAGGAGUUGAUCCGCUUCGGCAACGAGUUGGUGACCAAUGUUCGAGUGGCCAAUGAGCGGCGUGAACUCAAUCGCCGUAUGUUCGAGGCGACUCAAAGGAACCAGGUGCAGGUCAAGUUGCAACGUGAGACCGUAGAGACUCUGGCUCGCUUCAGUGACAUCAAGGCGCGUUGGACGGAGUUGGAGGAGUUCACUGAACCAAUGGUCCUGUGGGAUCAGAUCGAGGAGCAGAAGCGUCGCCUCUCUGAGAUCAUGGAUCGCAAGGAUGAAAUGAUUGCUACUUGCCAGAAGGAGGUGGAUCGUAUGAAUGCCAAGUAUGAGCUCGAUCGACAGGCUCAGGCCCAGGAUCUAGCCUGUCUGGUGGAGCGAGUGGAGCAUCAGGUGGAGACCCUUAAGUUGGCUUACAAACAACAUCUGGAGAUGCUGAGUCACACCAUCGAACAAGAGCGCGAGAUCUUUGCCAUCGGAGCGGUGGAAAAGUGGCGCUCCUAUUUUGAUGCCAUGAAUACAAACUUGGAGGAGAAGGCAAACUUGGUGCGGACCCGCGAGCAAUUCUAUGCCGCUCAGACACAUCACAUUAACGAGACCCAGGAGGAGUUAACCAAGAGCACACGCAUCCGACUGCAAAAGGAGUGCGAGCGUCUGGAACUGGAGCUUCGAAGGACACGGGACUAUGCCUUAAUGAAUUCCGAGAAAAUGGACUAUAACUACCAGGUGAUGCAAAAACGCAAUGAGGAGAAUGUGGUGAUCAAUAACCAGCAAAAGCGACGUGUGGCCCGUCUCCACGAGACUAUAGCCCGGACCAGGCAAGCUCAUAAGAAUCUCAUCGAGAGCGGGCAGCGGAAUAUAUCGAAGCUUUCCACGGAAAUCUACAAGCUUCAUGCCCACAUCAACGACAUGGAAUCGAAGGCUCUGCAGGCGCGGAUUAACAAUCGCGAUAAGUUCGAUAGCAUUUGGGAGAUUAACUAUUUGGAGCUGAAUGUUUUGGUGGAACGUGUCUAUCACAUUGAUCGUAUUAUCCAUGAGCAGCAAUUGUUCUUGCCCUGGACUUGUCCCGUUCCCCCAAUACCGAACAUUAACAAGCCCAAGAAGAAGCGGAGUAUCCUGGAGAAAUUUGAUAUGCGUAUUGGGCGGGUGCCCAAGAAUCGAGUGGUAAAGGGAGCCUCUGGUGCUGGCAAACAACGUCCAGAUAUUAGAGAUCUUCCACCAGAUUCACUGCGUCUGAUGCGUAAUCUGAUGCGAAAGCUAUCCGAUCGUGGUGGCUUCCUCAUUGAGGAGCGCCUGCUAAAGAUCCUGGAGCCCUACUCCGAGGAAGACAAGUGCCUGGUUCGCAUAGAUAAUAUAUUUGCCGCACUACGUAUUCGACAUUUGCGGGAUGUCAAGGAGCUGACUAAAGUAUUUAUGCCCUUUACCUAUUGUCCCAACUGUCAGCCACAGGGAUUAAGUCCAAGGAAAUGUGCGGAGGUGUUUAUGAAGGACACCAAGCCCCAUAAGCUAUUGAGCAGCCAACCUGAGAAUAAAUCUUAUUCAUCGGAGAUACCAGAGAAGCUUCUAAACAAACGCGAGGAGAUGGCCAAGAAGUGCAACAAUCACUACCUGGUCAUGGAACCUGCUCUCUGCCUGCAUGCCAUGAAUUUGUUCACCUCGAAGAUGCAUAAGCAAAUGUAUGAGCAUGUGCCUGGCACCAACAUGCAUGCGGUGAAUCUCAUAAAGAUCUCAGACAGCGAGAUUCGUGAUUUUUGGCGCCAGUUUGCAGCCUGUUUUCCGCCUGCCAAAUGCAAGUUGUGGAAGACUUUGGAGCAUGGCUUGAAUCAUUAUGUGGAAGUGCUUAAAUCGCGAGUACAGUAUGAUAAGGAGGUUGUCUUCCUGCGGCGCCAGAAUGAGGAGCUGCGUCAUUUGCUUCAGAAGUUUACUGUUUAACUAUAUGAAAUAAUGCUCUAGUUGAUUCUGUAAAUGUAAAAUUGUAUUUGUGGCUUAGUCUAGGGUUAUUGGAAAUUAUAAUUUUAUGUUUAAAUGGUUAA